Molecule: messenger RNA, 2228 nt
Organism: Hemibagrus wyckioides
Lineage: Eukaryota; Metazoa; Chordata; Actinopteri; Siluriformes; Bagridae
Exons: 7
Coding region: 154-1443 (429 amino acids)
Source: RefSeq, a predicted model, not a curated record
UCACAGCGUCAGCUAUUUUCGUUACACCGGUAACUCUUCUGUAAGCUACAGGGGGAAAUGGCCGUGUGAAUGUUUUGAGCUUUAGCUAUAAACAGCAAACUUCAACCGAAGGCAACAACGGAUAACACUAGCGCAAUAUACAUACAGAGCAAGAUGGUGCUGGAACGCCAAAACCCUGCCUCAGGCAAGCUUAAACCUCGUAUUUCAAAUAAGGAACGUUUUCACUGCGUCAAUCCAGAGAUUAACCUGCCACUGUACCCGGCAUUAAAGAACUGGCUUCCGUGUAAUCAUGAAUAUCACGUCUGUGACUACAAGACCAUAAGGCAGACGCAGGACCAUAUAGAUUUCUCUGCCACCUUGAGAAUGAGUAUAUCUACUGUUGAAGAAGUACAACAGUGGGUGAAAGACUCGACCAUCACCUGGAGGAUUGAUCGAACCAGACCACCUAAAGGACAGAGAGUUAUAUUUAAGGUGGACUACAGAUGCCACCACAACACAAAACCAAGAAACACCAUGGAACCAUCUGGGAGACGGACCAAAAACACAAACUGCCCUGCGAAAAUGAGCAUAACUCUCCAUCGCCCACAGGGAAGCAAUGGAAGGCAGUGUCGGAGCACAGAUCCUCACAUGCCAACUUUCCCAACACUUGUGCACAUCACCAAUGAGCACAAUCACAACUUGCACGUACCGGAUGCAUUGAGAUACAAGGAUGUUGGACCAGAAGCCAUACAGAAGUUAAAGAAGCUUUUUGAAGCUGGUCAUUCGCCAUCUACAGCCCUGGAUGUUUUAAAAUAUGACCUCCAGCUCGAACUUGGAGAGGAUUAUGCAUAUGCAUCAGCAGACAGAUCCAUCUGCCCUGACAUACAGUUCUGCUACAGACUGUACCACCAAGUUUCUAAGACGCUAAGAGAAUCCAGUCCAUCUUCCUCCGUUCUCCCCAGCCAAGAGCCAACCUGGGUGGCAGCUGAUCCAACAGGACAGACAUGCAUCAUGGAGCACGAGAUCGUCACCACGGAAGUUUCAGAGGUGGACAAUCCCAUUGACAAGCUGAAGUCGUGCUUGUCUGAUCUGUGCGACAUCAUUGAGAAACAGCCGAGUGUGUGGUCUGCAACACAGGACUUCAUUAAGGGAAUUGAACGGGUCCAGCACAACCCUGUGAAGCUAGCGUCAGCCAUGCAUGCGUUUGGUCGCUACAGCUGUCUCCUAAUGAAGAAAAGGGCUAAAACUAUGCGUAGAGGUUCUCAGUGUGCUGGACUUGCCAUCACUACUCAGCCUACAGCAGUGACCAGGAGGAAGACGAAGCUUGGAGGGAGGCGACGGCUGACGGUUGGAAGACAGAGCAACACAACUUCGGGGCCAGACCACGAGUACAGUCAGCCAGAAAAAAGACAGAGAUGCUCAGGGCCUCAUGGCUAUUCACAUGGCAUGGCAAAAACCAAAUAACUACAUUUGCUUUAAAGAUUUUGUUUUAGUAUAGCAGUUGUCCCGUCACCCAUUUGCCUGAGAGGAGGUAGACUUGAGCUUGAGUGCUAUUUGAUAUGGGUGUAUUUUGUUCUAUGUAUAUAAUUUUUUACAGACAUUUAAAAUGGGCUUGCUUUCAAAUUCAUUUUACACACCUCACCUCUCUCCAUGUCUCAAAUUAUGCCCACAAUAUUCUUAAAUCUGCACUUAUAUUUUUGUAUAUCCUGAUUUUUUGAGAUUUAGCAGAAUGGCACAACUCUCACUCUCUGCUGUAAUAUCUGAAUUCACAUUUCAGUAGCUCUAUACUUCUGGCAUAUAAAAAUAUACGAAUAGAAAUUUGACUUUGCUCUGUAUAAGAAUGUUUCAUUCAAACAUACAGGUUAAUGCUGUUUCAGUGAAAUGAGCUGCAGUUACCUGCUAUCAUCAUGUAUUCUGCAACUACAAAACUUCACAAGCUUCACCUUUUUUCACAGUCUGACAGAUUGACACUUGGACCGAAGCUGACUUGUGGAGAGAAACAAACAAAAGCUUUGGAAAAUGAUGCAAGUUUGUGUGUACAUGAAUGUACUGUAUUCUGUAAAUGAAUCCAGUAAGAGGAAAAGAAUCUUUGUUAAACACAUCACUGCUCUUGAAAACCGAGUUAGUAGAAACAAAUGAGUUUCUGUGUUGAAAAUGUGUAUCUGGCAGUGCCAUUAAAUAAGUGCAUUACAAAAAUGCUGUUGUGAAAAAGAAGUAACAGGUUUUGUUAAAUGAGCAGUUGAAAAAUA